UCAAAAAGCGAGAGAGCUCGAGAGAAAGAGAAAAAAAAAAAAAAGAGGAGAAGCGCGAAAAACCUUAAAAUUCAGUUUGAUACCAAGGGUUUAUUUUUGCUGUUCCUGUUUGGGGGUUAGGGUUUGUUAUGGUGUGAAGUUUAAGUGGAAUUUUGCAAGAAGAAAGUGAUUAUUGAGGAUCUCUAAAGAGAUAGAGAAAAUGGCUGCUGCUGACAAACUACUAGAGAGUCAGCUUAUGGAAUAUGGCAAAAAGCUUCUCAAACCACCUUCAUCUGUUGAUCAACUUUUACAUAUUUUGGAUAAAGUUGAAAUUCAUCUGUCCAAAGUGGAGCAAUCACCAUCUGAAUCGAUGCAUAAUGCUCUGACUCCCUCAAUCAAGGCAUUGGUUGCGAAAGAAUUGUUGCGCCACCCUGAUGUGGACGUGAAAGUAUCAGUGGCAUCUUGCAUUAGUGAGAUUACACGAAUUACAGCACCAGAGGCUCCUUAUGAAGAUGAUCAGAUGAAGGAGAUUUUUCAACUGAUUGUUGGUUCAUUUGAGAAACUCUAUGAUACCUCUAGCCGCUCAUAUCAUAAGAGAGCUUCGAUACUGGAAACUGUUGCAAAGGUUCGAUCCUGUGUAGUCAUGCUGGACUUGGAAUGUGAUGGGUUGAUAAUUGAGAUGUUUCAGCAUUUUCUGAAAGCCAUUAGGGAUAACCAGCACGCCAUAUUUUCCUCGAUGGAGACAAUUAUGAUUCUAGUUUUAGAGGAAAGUGAAGAAGUCUCAACAGAGCUUCUUUGUCCACUCUUAACUAGCGUUAAAAAGGAGAAUCAGGAUGUUUUACCUAUUGCAAAAAGAUUGGCGGAGGAAGUUCUUGAAAAAUGUGCUGCCAAAGUCAAGCCUUACCUGAUGCAGGCGGUGUUAUCCUUGAGCACUUCUGUGCACGAUUACAGUAAUGUUAUUGCUGCCAUAUGCCAGGAGACUUGUGGGAAUAUCAAGAAUGAUGAUGUGUGUGCAUUUGAAGAACAUCUGAAUGAUCAGGAGAAAACAAAAGCAAGGGUUGACUCUCAUGAUGCAACACAGGUAGUAGAUGAGCAGAAGCCUGAGGUGGCGGAGGAGCAGAAGCCUGAGGUUGCUGAGCAGCAGAAACCAGAGGCGGCUGAGGAAGAGAAACCAGAGGCGGCCGAGGAAGAGAAGCCAGAGGUGGCCAAGGAAGAGAAGUCGGAGGUGGCCGAGGAAGAGAAGCCGGAGGUGGCUGAGGAAAAGGCAGAAGUGGCUGAAGUGCAGAAGCCAGAAGUGGCUGACGAGCAGAAGCCAGUUGUGACUUCAGGAGCUUCGGAAUCCAUAGCUAAAAAAUCAGAAAAGCCGGUAACGAGCAAUGGUACUUCUGGGAAAAGUGACACUCUGAUAACUUCAGAUGGCUUGGAAAAGGAAGUGAUUUCUAGUGCUACUAUUCGAUGUACUGAAGAUGAACUUAAUGUGAACUCAUCAAAGACAGCUGAUUCGGAAACUAAUCUAGACCCUGUUGUUACGGAGCCAGCAGAAGUGUCUGACCGUUCCCAGACAUUAAGUGACAAACAAGAUGGAGAACAUGAAGACGAGAAGAAGAGUCACAGUGCGGAAGCUAAUAGUUCACCUCUGAAACAGUGCUCUUUAGGUGAGACAGCCGUUUCUUUGGAAAAUGAGAUGCUGAAGUCACCAACUGUGUCGCAAAAUGAAACUGUAAAUGCUGCUUCACCAUCCCAUAGUCAGAGUCUUCUUGAAGAAACUAAUUCCAAGGAAGGUGCUAGGCAGCAAAAGAAGAAUACAGAUACUCGAGAUAGCGAACUUGAUUCAUCUUUAGCGCACAAGGGAGGUUUGUCACAGGACCAGGAUGAGGAUCAAACAUCUCCAUCCGCAGAUGUAGUUUUCAGUAAGGAGAUUAAAGGUGAGAUAGGUUCCAAAGAAGAACAAGCAGUUUCAGAAGAUGAAGCACUUCCAUCUACAGAAGUGAUCUCACAGAGUGACUCUAAGGUCAAAAAAGGUUCAGGAGCAAAAACAAAUACCAGAUCGCGUAGAAAGGCAAGAGCCAGUGAAGUAAGAAGUUCACGUCUUAUGGAUGAUAUCUUAGCUAGUGAUUCUGAAGCAAAGCCAGUCGGACCAUCCAGCAAGAAAGAGUCUUCCAAGGAGGAUGAGCUGUCUGAUAUCAAGGAGGAAGUUAGAACAAAAAAUGGAAGGGGAAAAAGUAAAACUGAGAAGGAUGUUACUGGAGAAUCGUGUAUGGAGGUCGAUGCUUCCAAGGAGGAUGAAAACCCCCGCGACAAGAACAUCAGAACAAAAAAAGGAAGGGGAAAAGUCAACUCCAAAGAGGUGACUGGAGAACCAAGUAAUACCAAGAAGGAUGUUACUGAAGAACCAUGUAUUGAAGUAGAUGCUUCCAAGGAGGAUGAGAUCUCUCAUGAUAAGGACAUCAAAACAAAAAAAGGAAGGGGAAAAGUUAACUCCAAAGAGGUGACUGGAGAACCAAGUAAUAAGGCUUCUUCGCCGAAGUCCACAGAAUCAUCAGAUAAAGAGCAGAGCCAUCUGAUGGUAACUCCGAGUCCAAAAUCAAAGAGAAAACGUGCUCCAGGGAAUGACGUGACCGAUAAAAAAACAAAGUCAGUUGAUGCUGGCAAGGAACUGAUAGGGCAAAAAGUCAAGGUUUGGUGGCCAGAUGACAAGAAGUUUUAUCAAGGCACUGUUGACUCUUAUAAUCAUAUUUCAAAAAAGCACAAGAUUACAUACACAGACGGUGAGAUAGAGAAGUUGGAUCUUAAGAAGGAAACAUGGGAAACUAUUGAAGAGUUUGAACCAGAAGAAGAAAGCGCUCCGAGUCCUGAUUCUUCUGAAACGCAUCAAAAGAAAAAGGGGAAAAAGGAAUCGGAUUCCUCAACCUCGAAAACAAAGAUGAACACUUCAACCAAAAGGCGGGGAAGUGUUUCAGCAAAGAAAUCUGAUGGUGCAGCAAUUGAGUCUGACCUAGCUGGUAAGUCUGGCGAUAGUAGUAACAAAUCCAAGGGCAGCAGCAGUAAGGGAAGCAAGUCCAAGGAUGAGAGAUCUACUAAAGCCAAGGACGAGAAGGAUUCAACUCCUAAAGCUAGAAGUAAGCUGAAAGAAACUCCCAAAGCACAAGGCGACAAGGUCAAGGGCUCAUCCAAGUAUGAUGAUGCAACACCAUUAAACAAGGGAAAGGGUGAUAGCAAUAGCAAGGCUGGUGCCAAUGGAACUUCUGCUGCCAAAAAAAGAAAAUCCGAUUCUUCAUCGAAAGCCCAAGAAGUUUCGUCACCAGGAAAGAAAGGAAAGGCAGAGGAUAGUGAGAACAAAAGCGGGGGUAAAAACAACGCCCAGAAGAGUGGGCGAAAGCGUCCCAGAAAGUAGAUGGGUGUAUGUAGGUCCGACUGAUUAGAGAUUCCUUUGUUUGACCAUAAUGUUUGUCUUGGACCCUCCCUCCUCUCCACAUUCUCCUCAGGUAUAUAUGGAUCGUCUGAUGUGGGUAUCCAUCCAUCUGCUGCAGUAGUUUCGGAUGCUGAUGAUGACAAUGCUGUCUGUUCCUGGUAGGUCAUGUUAUCAGGGUCCUUAUCAUUCCCUAAAUUGGAGGCAUCUCUGAUGGUGUGGAGGGGUUGGUUGCUAUGCACUGAGUAGCUUUGGAGGCAUCUCUGAUGGUGUUCUGUUUCCUAAAUUGGAAAAAAAAUAGUAUUGCUCUUUGCAACAGUAGUAGUAGAUAGAUAAAAAUGCUAGUGAACUUUUAGCUUUUAAGAUGACCUUUUUUCUUCUUCUUCCUGAACAGUGUUAAAUUAUUAAAUCAUAUUUUUGAUUCGUAGACGACGUGCUUUCUUAUUGUUGCAUUUGUGUUCCAAAUAUUUGAGGCUCCUUGCUUCCAUUGGGUGUUGAGUAUCUAUUUGCUUGACGUGAUUUGGUCAGCAAGAGCUCUUGUUUGUC
Messenger RNA from Papaver somniferum (opium poppy), 3934 nucleotides. RefSeq names its product triadin-like. Gene Ontology annotation, cellular component: chromatin; nucleus. The transcript has 15 exons. Bases 200 to 3373 code for a protein of 1057 amino acids. The record is from RefSeq and is a predicted model, not a curated record. Lineage: Eukaryota; Viridiplantae; Streptophyta; Magnoliopsida; Ranunculales; Papaveraceae. Gene Ontology annotation, biological process: mitotic sister chromatid cohesion; DNA repair.